CAGCACAUCAAAAGUCAUCGGAUAUCCUCUGAUGCUUCAUAUCCACCAAUAAUAUCCCUAUGCCGGCCGCUUGUCAAGACUCUUUCCGGGUUAGUAGAGUUCGCCUGUGCUGCACAGAGCCAGGACCGUUGGCAAAGGAGGGGUGCUGUCUGUCUCUUUGAGCUCCUCCUGGUGUGUGUCGGGUGUGUGUGCAUCAUGGCGAGCCUCCUACGUGUUGUGGCGGCGAGCUGCUCGACCCCUGUGUUCAACAGGGUUCCCUGUGCGAAGCUUCAGAGCAGCCGCACUAUCAAAUCUUCAUGGCUUCGCUUUUUCAGGACCCAUCAAGCUCUCGGACGAAGUGCCAGUCCAGGUAUUCCAUACAAACAACUCACAGUUGGUGUACCCAAAGAAAUUUUCCAGAGUGAACGUCGUGUGGCGAUUUCUCCCGCCGGUGUCCAGGCACUCAUUAAACAGGGCUUCAACGUCGUGGUGGAGGCAGGGGCUGGAGAGUCCUCAAAGUUCCCUGAUGAACAGUACGCCCAAGCUGGAGCAACAGUUAAAGACAUUAAAGAUGUCUUUGCAUCUGAUGUGGUGGUUAAGGUCCGUGCCCCAUCUUUCAACCCUGCCUUGGGGGUCCACGAGGUGGAUAUGAUGAAGGACGCGGCCACUUUACUCAGCUUCAUCUACCCGGCUCAGAACCCCGAGCUGAUGGACAUGCUGUCACAGAAGAAAACCACCGUCCUGGCUAUGGACCAGGUGCCCCGAGUCACCAUCGCUCAGGGUUACGAUGCGCUGAGCUCCAUGGCAAACAUUGCAGGGUAUAAAGCCGUUGUGCUGGCUGCUAACAGCUUUGGCCGUUUUUUCACUGGACAAAUCACAGCAGCUGGGAAGGUGCCACCUGCAAAGGUUCUUAUCAUUGGAGGGGGUGUGGCUGGAUUGGCAGCAGCUGGUAAUGCUAGGGCCAUGGGAGCCAUUGUCAGAGGAUUUGAUACCAGAGCUGCAGCCUUGGAGCAGUUUAAAUCUCUGGGCGCAGAACCGCUGGAGGUGGACAUUAAGGAGUCGGGAGAGGGCCAGGGAGGCUACGCCAAGGAAAUGUCAAAGGAGUUCAUCGAGGCAGAAAUGAAGCUGUUUGCCAAACAGUGUCAGGAGGUGGACAUUGUCAUCAGCACUGCUCUUAUCCCUGGCAAGCGGGCACCCAUCCUGAUAACCAAAUCAAUGGUAGAGAGCAUGAAAGAUGGGUCAGUGGUGGUGGAUUUGGCUGCUGAAGCUGGAGGAAACAUUGAGACCACAGUACCUGGAGAGCUGUCAGUAUACAAGGGAGUGACUCAUAUCGGCUACACUGACCUGCCCAGCCGUUUGCCGACUCAGUCCAGCACUCUGUACUCAAACAACAUCACUAAAUUGAUGCGGGCCAUCAGCCCUGACAAGGAGAACUUUUACCUCGAUGUCAAGGAUGUAUUUGACUACGGGACCAUGGACCACGUUGUCAGAGGAACUGUUGUCAUGCAGAAUGGAAAGAACCUGUUCCCUGCUCCUCAGCCCAACAAUGUGCCCGUUGGAGCACCUCCUAAACCCAAGUCCAUCCAGGAACUGGAGAAGGAGAAAGCUGCCCAGAUCUCCCCUUUCAAAGCUACUGCCACCACUGCUGGCAUGUACACUGGAGGCAUUGCAACCCUGCUCGGUCUGGGUCUGUCAGCUCCUAAUGCUGCCUUCACUCAGAUGGUCACCACCUUUGGUCUGGCUGGCAUCGUGGGAUACCACACAGUGUGGGGAGUCACCCCUGCUCUGCACUCGCCGCUCAUGUCUGUCACCAAUGCUAUAUCAGGUCUGACGGCUGUGGGUGGUCUGUCCCUGAUGGGAGGUGGCUAUACCCCAACAACUACUGCUGAGACACUGGCUGUGCUGGCUGCCUUCAUCUCCUCGGUCAACAUUGCUGGUGGUUUCCUGGUGACUCAGAAGAUGUUGGACAUGUUCAAGCGUCCCACUGAUCCUCCAGAGUACAACCACCUUUAUCUCAUUCCUGGUGGUGUUUUUGUAGGAGGUUACGCUGCUGCUCUGCAGUCUGGAUACAACAUUGAACAGAUGAUGUACUUGGGCUCAGGUCUGUGCUGUGUCGGUGCCCUGGCUGGCCUUUCUAACCAGAAAACAGCUCGUCUGGGUAAUGCUUUGGGUAUGAUGGGAGUUGCUGGGGGUCUCGCUGCCACUCUGGGUGCCCUCAAGCCGAAUCCUGAGCUUCUUGCACAGAUGAGUGCAGCUAUGGCCGUAGGUGGCACUGCUGGCCUGGCCAUUGCUAAGAAGAUCCAGAUCACUGACUUGCCCCAGCUGGUGGCUGCCUUCCACAGCUUGGUGGGCUUGGCAGCCGUGCUCACCUGCGUGGCUGAAUACAUGAUCGAGUACCCCCACUUUGCCACUGAUCCUGCAGCCAACCUCACCAAGAUUGUUGCGUACCUCGGAACCUACAUUGGUGGAAUCACUUUCAGUGGCUCUUUGGUGGCAUAUGGAAAACUGCAAGGUCUUCUGAACAGCGCUCCCCUGAUGCUCCCUGGUCGUCAUGCUCUCAAUAUGGGUCUUAUGGCAGCUAGCGUUGGUGGGAUAAUUCCCUACAUGAUGGAUCCCAGUUACACCACAGGCAUCACCUGCCUCGGAUCUGUCUCUGCUCUCUCAGCUGUCAUGGGUGUCACCUUGACAGCAGCUAUUGGAGGCGCCGACAUGCCAGUGGUGAUCACCGUACUGAACAGUUACUCAGGCUGGGCCCUGUGUGCUGAGGGCUUCCUGCUGAACAACAACCUGCUGACCAUUGUCGGAGCUCUCAUUGGGUCAUCUGGAGCCAUCCUGUCAUAUAUCAUGUGUGUGGCCAUGAAUCGCUCGCUGGCUAACGUGAUCUUGGGAGGCUAUGGCACAUCCUCCACUGGUACAGGGAAGCCCAUGGAGAUCACAGGCACACACACAGAGGUCAAUGUGGAUCAGACCAUCGACAUGAUUAAAGAGGCCCAGAGCAUAAUCAUCACUCCAGGUUAUGGACUCUGUGCUGCAAAGGCUCAGUACCCCAUCGCUGAGUUGGUGAAGAUGCUUAGGGAUGCUGGAAAGGAAGUCAGGUUUGGUAUCCACCCUGUAGCUGGCCGUAUGCCUGGUCAGCUCAAUGUGCUGUUGGCUGAAGCUGGAGUCCCGUAUGAUAUUGUCCUGGAGAUGGAUGAGAUUAAUGAAGACUUCCCUGAGACUGACCUGACCCUCGUGAUUGGUGCCAAUGAUACAGUGAAUUCAGCCUCCCAGGAAGAUCCCAACUCUAUCAUUGCUGGUAUGCCUGUGUUGGAGGUCUGGAAGUCUAAGCAGGUGAUUGUGAUGAAACGCUCCCUGGGUGUGGGAUACGCAGCUGUUGACAACCCCAUCUUCUACAAGCCCAACACUGCGAUGUUGCUAGGCGACGCCAAGAAGACUUGCGAUGCCCUACAGGCGAGGGUCCGCGAGACCAUGGACCAGUAAGGUUGAAGGUUAGCUCUGCACAUGGCGAUAGAAGGCAUCUAGUCAAACUUUUUUCCAAAAAUAUUUCAGCAUUAAGAUCCUCUUUGUCCAAUUGCGGUUCAGCCAAAUGAGCAAAGAUGGUCAAUAAGGUAAAAAAAUUUUGGCGACCCCUUCUUUUUAUCUAUAAAUAAAAGAAAUAUUUUAUUUUAAAACCACAUUUGUGCAGUAGGAGCCAAGCAAUGCUGUAGUUUUUCUGUUCGUGCUCCCACAUCAGUAUACUUAAACAGUUUGUUUUUUCUUUCUACCUGACGCAACUUUUAUCUCUAGAUAUUAAUGAAGGGUAUGUCAACCAAGUGGAUGUGGUCUGUAAACUGAAGAGCAUCCGACAUCUUCAUUUUAGACACCUAUAUUAAUGUAAAACAACAAUCAGACAUGUAGAUGCAUUAAGAUUAAGAGUUAGAUAUGUUAAAUUUCGCUGUUAAAGAUAUUUUAGGUGAUAGUUGAUAGUUGGAAAGUAAACUUUAGAUGAAUUGGAAUUAAAAAGGAACAAAAGCUGAGAUUUUUUUUAAGAGAGAAGACAUGAGAGACUUGAGAACUAAUGGUUAUUUUUUUUGCCCCCCACACUGUAAAGACUGUUGCCCCCCCCCCCCCCCCCCCCUUUUUUCCCCUCCAGUUUGCUUUUAUUAUAGUAAGGUUAUUUGAUGUUCCCCUUCUAUUUGUUCAAAUACUUUGUCACAUCUUCUUUCUCUGUACAAGUUAAAAGAAAAAAAAAGCAGAAUAGUGCAACAUUUUUGUAAAGUUCUUUCAGUUCCAGUUUUAUACUGUAUUGAGAGAUUUUUGUAUUGGCUCUGGUUAUAAUCAGAAACCUAGAAAAUGUCAAUGUGAUCACAUUUUAGAAGCCAUAACCUGUUAUUGAAAUCUAGUCACGCUGUUUGCUUUUUUCUCUUCACUUGAGUGUGGCCUGUGACCUCCACCUAUGCCUCUAGAGCAGCAGUCACUCACGGAUCCAAAAAUUAAAAUUAAAAUCCAUUCACCUCGUCUAUCAAGUAUUUAAUGCAAUAAACCAAAUGGCACUUGGCUUUUAAGUGUAGGACCACAGCUGUCAUUUAAUGCAAGUAAAGACUGUGCUCCUCCUACAAACAAACACUCUCAUAGCUCUGAUAGCUGAAUGGAUUUUAUGAUGUUUUUGUACCAGGUGUGUUCCAUCAUCCUGUGUGGUUCUGAUAUUACAGUGCAUGUGAUGCUAGCUGCUGGCCUUUACGGUAAAGAAGGGGUUUUUUUUGUUUUUGUUUUUUUUAAAAAUGAAUAUGGCUCAUCCACUCCAAUAUGCGUGUCCUCAUUAUUGCUCUGGAGGGAAAUGAAGGAUCACUUUAAAACAGGGCCAGAUGUUAAAAUGACUGUUAUACAAAGAGUCUAAAGCAACAAUGCAGUUAAGUCAUUUAAUUUGCCACAUUGCAGAAUACAUGAAUUGUUCAACUUUAUUAGAGUGUGCGUUUCUAAAAUGGAAUUGACCUUCUUUUUCUCCCUUCUCUUAAAGUUAAACAUUUUGCCAUUAACCUUAACUUGUGCCAAAACAUUUCCCCUUUGCACUUAAUGUGGAUAGAUUCAAUGGCACAAAUACCGAUCAACUGGUUGUUGUGAGUACUUCUUAGAAAACUGACAUAAUGGUAGUAGCUCCAACUCUUCACCUGUCUCUACACAGCUAAGCCAACCAAACUAAAAGCACCAGAUACUACAGCCCAUUGAGUUAGAAUUUUUGGCUAAGGUUGGAUUGCUGCCAUCCUUUUAUUACUUCCGUUUCUCUGUGUUUUUAUGGUAAUGAUACAAUAGAUGAAUUGGCAACAACUUGUUUCCUGUUUCCGGGUUUAAGGAACAAUAGCUCAUGAGGUGACACGUCAACGUUACUUUAACAAUAGCUCAGUAUGUACUGUAAGAACUGAAUUAUCAUAGUGUCAUCCUGGGACCCGAUACAUUGACCAUGACAACUGUUCUACCUCUCCUUAAAAUGACCAAUAAAUUUCCAUAGGACCUUUAUCUGACCAGUCAUCUUUGACCGAAUCUAGCACAGGAUGUCCACACAUCUUAAUCCAACCAGUCACACAUCCUAAGCCUGACCAAUUGCCUCCUGUUGUGUGUUCGCAUUUUUGUUUUUAACCAUCAGACCUCAGUUCGCUGCUGACUAGUUUAGUGUAUGUUAUGCAGGUGAAGACGUGCAGAUGUCAUUACUGCUCAUGAGGGGUUAUUGUUCUUACAUGUCAAUACAGGAAAGCAAAUGCAGUCUUUAUGGACUAUUGUACUGAUAUGUCUGCUUAAUAUUUGUGGCUUCUUGACUUUUUGUAUUGUAGGUAUUGAUCAAAUUAAGGGAGAUGGAAAAUCUAAUUUUUACAAUGGCCGUCAUGUCCCCCUGUGCCCUUAUUUUUCUUUCUGUAAAGAGGCUAUUUCUACAGAGCAGCAAUGGGGGUUGUACAAUGUUUCAAUGCACAUGUAAGGAGAUGAAAUGUACUGUGAAUGUCCCUCCCCCCUUGUUUAUCAUGGAACAUUUUCAUCCCUAAUAAACCUGUAUUUACACUAGA
Scatophagus argus is the source of this 6011-nucleotide messenger RNA. Its product is annotated as NAD(P) transhydrogenase, mitochondrial-like. Gene Ontology annotation, cellular component: mitochondrial inner membrane. Gene Ontology annotation, molecular function: NAD binding; NADP binding. NCBI's taxonomy places the organism in Eukaryota, Metazoa, Chordata, Actinopteri, Scatophagidae. The record is from RefSeq and is a predicted model, not a curated record. The transcript is spliced from 22 exons. The coding region runs from base 196 to 3459 and encodes 1087 amino acids. Gene Ontology annotation, biological process: proton transmembrane transport; NADPH regeneration.